AUGUCUUUCAGCUCGUUGAUUCUUCUAUUCGCCUCUCAAGCCAUAACAGCCUUGGCUCAGAUCUCUACUGUCAAUGGACAAGCUCUAUACUCUGCUACGCCAGUCUUGCAGAAUCCACUGGGUGUGCCGACACUUGUCUACAACUGUGCCAAGGUCCCUGCACUAUGCAAGAACGUGAACGGCAAUGGCGGGGCAUAUUCACUCAGCACACUACCUGGCGGCCUGAACGGUGGUCUGGCCAAUGGGAACUACCUGACCCUUCACGUCGAUCCAGACGCUGACCGUGGCGAUGACCGGCGUACGGAGUCUUGCCCUGGCAACUGGAAGAAGAACCACGUCUGCCCGGAGCCUGAUCAGCCACUUGUCGUACCGGCACCAUUCAACAAGGGCGGCAGGACCGUCAGCACUGGUGGCUUCGUAGGCUACGCUAUGGAUGGUUCAGUCUCCAACUAUCGGAUUCUCGAUCCUAGUGGAGCGCAGACUGGAAUGGCUUGGACAUGUGACGAGUUCCCACCAGCAUUCUCCAUCCAAGGAGGACAGACAGGAGGAUCUACGGCAAACACAUACUGUGCGCCACAAUUCGCCAAGAUUUGUGAUCCCGGCAACCCAGACGACGAGCAGUAUACACGCUCAGAGCAAGACUUCCAGUCCAGUGCUCAUGGGCGUAUUCAGUCUAAGGAAGUGGCUGCUGGGAGUGGUACGCAAUUGGUAUACACCUCUAACAUCUGGGAGUUCCACUUCAAGACUGUAUUCGAUGAUGACGACAACUCGUAUGCUACACGAGUGGACUGGUACAUUGAUUCAAAUGGUGUAUCUGGCUCACUAUACGGCAUCGACGAGAUUGAGCAGAAGCGGUCAGAGCAGAAGAUCCUCGUCAGCCAUCGAGCACAUGGGAAUGGUAGCUCGAUGGAACUGCGGCGCUUCGUUGAUAUGGAUCAUGGUAUGCCGGACGGGACGCACCCUAUUCACGACCCAUUCCACUUCGAGGAUGUCAGCGAUGUCACGAAGUAUCUGGCGAAACCGUUGGAGCUGCCUGGUGUCAAGGUGGCGACGAGGUAUCUGAGAGAGCCAACACCGACGCUGAGACCUGGCGAAGAGAAGCGAGAUGCCUGCGUAACGGAUAUCACACAGAUCACGGACCAGCCCGAUGCAGCAGCGCCUGCUCCUGUACAAAGCACGUUUGCUACAUACUCGUGCGAUGUGGCAAGUGUGGCUACAUCUGUGGGCUACAAUUGA
Molecule: messenger RNA, 1236 nt
Organism: Recurvomyces mirabilis
Lineage: Eukaryota; Fungi; Ascomycota; Dothideomycetes; Mycosphaerellales; Teratosphaeriaceae
Exons: 2
Coding region: 1-1236 (411 amino acids)
Source: RefSeq, a predicted model, not a curated record